AUGUGGGGAUUUGGAGGAAGGUACUAUUGGGGAAGAAAUGAGAGAGGAAAAAUCGAAGGGAUAGUUGUGGUUUUCGCAUGGAUGUCGAGUCAAGAGAAGCACCUGAAGAGCUACGUUGAGCUUUACUCUUCUCUUGGUUGGAAUUCCCUCAUCUUCCAUUCCCAAUUUCUCAAUCUAUUCUUCCCUGACAAAGCUUCAUCAUUGGCAAUAGAAAUCCUCAAUGAGCUUGUUAAGGAGCUUACAGUUAGGCCGUGUCCUGUUGUCUUCGCUUCUUUUUCCGGUGGCCCAAAAGCUUGCAUGUACAAGGUUCUUCAGAUAAUUGAUGGCAAGUGCGAGGCACAAGUCAAUCUAGAUGAGUACCGACUGGUUAGAGACUGUGUAUCUGGCCAUAUCUACGAUUCUACGCCAGUAGAUUUUACUAGUGAUCUGGGUACUCGAUUCGUUCUUCACCCAACAGUUCUCAAAAUGUCCCGUCCUCCACUUUUAGCAUCAUGGAUUGCAAAUGGCAUUUCUUUGAGUCUGGAUGCCCUCUUUCUUAGCAGAUUCGAAUCACAGCGGGCUGAAUACUGGCAGACUCUAUACUCUUCCAUUAGCUUGGGGGCUCCCUAUCUCCUGUUGUGUUCAGAAGAUGAUGAUCUUGCUCCCUGUCAAAUUAUUUGCAAUUUUGCUCAACGAUUGCAAGACCUUGGGGGAGAUGUUAAACUGGUGAAAUGGAAAAGCUCUCCUCAUGUUGGUCAUUAUCGACACUAUCCAAUUGACUACAAGGUUGCUGUGACUGAGCUACUUGGAAAGGCUGCGGUAAUUUAUUCCCGAAGAAUAAGACAACUUGAAGGGGAGAAGAUGGGCUUGGAGGGGACGCAUGAUGAGAUCUUGGAACCACUGAACAAUCUGAGGAAAGUAGCAGCAAGCUCAAAUCAGAGCUUUCAGAGAGUUGCUCUUGAGUUGAAUGACCACUUCUUUGUGCCCAGUUCCGUGGAAUAUCGCGAGGGUAGAGAUGGUGGAUCGGUGCAGGAUGAACGUAAUGAGCACAUCAUUCCUCUAUCCAGCCCACCUAGCAUCAACCCUCAUGGGGUACUUGGUCAAAUGCUCUUUGACGUCUGUGUUCCAAAAAAUGUUGAAGAUUGGGAUGUAAAAUCAUCCUCCUCCUUGAGAAGAUCACCAUUCCUUUCUGCAAGAAGCCAUUCAUCUUUCAAUCCCAUUAAAUGCAUUCGUCGCUCAAGACUAUAA
Messenger RNA from Ilex paraguariensis (yerba mate), 1227 nucleotides. The record is from the annotation of a GenBank genome assembly. Lineage: Eukaryota; Viridiplantae; Streptophyta; Magnoliopsida; Aquifoliales; Aquifoliaceae.